Pseudophryne corroboree (corroboree frog) is the source of this 6343-nucleotide messenger RNA. RefSeq names its product histone-lysine N-methyltransferase SETDB1-like. The coding region runs from base 170 to 4039 and encodes 1289 amino acids. Gene Ontology annotation, biological process: heterochromatin organization; negative regulation of gene expression. Lineage: Eukaryota; Metazoa; Chordata; Amphibia; Anura; Myobatrachidae. The record is from RefSeq and is a predicted model, not a curated record. Gene Ontology annotation, cellular component: nucleus. Gene Ontology annotation, molecular function: histone H3K9 methyltransferase activity; zinc ion binding; DNA binding. The transcript is spliced from 22 exons.
GCCCCGCCUACUCUGCAGGACACCUCCCACUCAUGCGGGUCGGUCUGUAUCCUGGGUGACGUCAGUUCCGUCGGCAACCAUCGAGGCGGUUCGGUUCCGGACACAUACUUCCGGCCCGUCACCCCGGCAACCGGAGGAAGGAGAGGAAGUACCGGGAGAACAACGAGCCAUGGACGAGCCGGAGAUGGCGGAACUGGAGAAUAUGGUGGUGGAGGAGUUGGGUAUAUCUAUGAAAGAGCUGCGCGAGUUUAUAGACAAAGAGGUGGAGAAGAUUGAGUUUGUGAAGCAGCGGAAAGCUCAGUUACUGGAGCUGGAGCAGUUGGUGAAACAGAAAGAAGAAGAGGCGGCCCACGUGGACAGUUUGUGCAAUAAUGCUUCAAUGGCUCUUGAUGGCUGUGAGAUGCUGGUGAAAACGUUAUAUAGUGAGAUGGGAAUCACCUACAAGGAGAGCAGCUCAGAGGACGAGGCGUCUUCUAAGCCUGUGGAAGUCAUUGAGAUACCAGAUGAGGAUGACGACGAUGAUGUGAUCAGUGUGGGAUCAGGUGAUGUUGUUAUUAAGACUCCAAAAGAAAAACAUCUAUUGAAAGAUGCAAUGGCUGCCAUGAAGAAGUGCAAGCAAGACGUGCAGAUCGUUGUGGAUGCCAUCAAUAAGAAGUCAGAUGGACUGCAGACUCAAUUUCCCUCUGGCCCAGCAUCACCCACAAGUUCUGUGGCUGGAUCAAACCAGGCCGGCACAGCCAACGACAUGAACAAAGAUGGAGACCUUGUUGUGGGCAUGCGUAUACUGGGAAAGAAGAGAACAAAGACAUGGCACAAAGGGGCUCUGAUUGCCAUCCAGCUGGUUGGGACAGGGAAAAAGUACAAAGUGAGGUUUGACAACAAAGGGAAGAGCCUGCUGUCCGGGAACCACAUUGCCUACGACGACCAGCCUACACCUGAAAAACUGUUUGUAGGGAGCAGAGUGGUGGCCAAGUACAAAGAUGGGAACCAAGUGUGGCUUUAUGCUGGGAUUGUAGCGGAACCUCCCAGCAACAAGAAUAAAAUGAGGUUUCUGAUAUUCUUUGAUGACGGCUACGCUUCAUAUGUCACACAAUCGGAACUGUACCCUGUCUGCAGACCACUCAGCAAAUCCUGGGAGGACAUUGAAGAUGUUCCCUGUCGGGACUUUGUUGAGGAAUAUGUCACGGCCUACCCCAACCGGCCAAUGGUUCUGCUCAAAACCGGUCAGCUGAUCAAGACAGAGUGGGAGGGCACCUGGUGGAAAUCCAAGGUGGAAGAAGUAGACGGGAGCCUGGUGAAGAUUUUAUUCUUGGACGACAAGCGAUGUGAGUGGAUUUAUCGAGGGUCCACUCGUUUGGAGCCCAUGUUCAGCAUGAAGACGUCUACAGCUUCAACACAGGAGAAGAAGCAAGCAGGACAACAGCGAACUCGCCCUAAUGUGGGGACAGUGCGGAGUAAGGGGCCAGUGGUACAGUACACGCAUGACCUCACAGGAAGUGAGUCUCCUUUUAAACCAGCAGCUCCAGCCUCUCCUGAGUCAAUUCCUUCACCGCAACUUAUCGACACAGAUCCACAGGCACAGUCCAAGAAGCAAGUGGCAAAGAAAAGUACAUCAUUCCGCCCGGGUUCAGUUGGUUCUGGGCAGACCUCUCCAGUACCCAGCGAGCAGCCACCUGGUGCACGACCUAUACUGCCAAAUCAGCCGAACCAGCAGGUGCACCAGCCAAACCAGAUGCACCAGCCAAACCAGGUGCACCAUGUCCAACAGCAGAACCAGGUCCAACAGCAGAACCAUUCGUUCCAGUCUAUACAAACUGUCCAAGGAAACCAGAACAUACAGACUGUUCAAACAAUACACAACAUUCAACCCAAUCAUAAUAUCCAAACUAUACAAGUAGCACAACCUAACAGGUUUGUGACUGCUCCUCCGCAGUUCAAUUUCGCUCCAUCAAACCAGUUACCAGUAGAGAAUAGUUACAAGGCCCCUAUGGAGAAGCCUUUCUACCUACCUCACAUCUGCAGCCACUCCUGUUUGUCCCGACUCCGCCCUGUUUCGCAUCGUGGAAAAAACCCUCUGCUUGUCCCACUACUUUACGACUUCAGACGCAUGACCGCCAGGCGGCGUGUGAACCGCAAGAUGGGAUUUCAUGUGAUCUAUAAAACACCCUGUGGGCUCAGCCUCCGCACCAUGCCCGAGAUAGAACGCUUCAUCUUUGAGACACGCUGUGACAUCUUAUUUUUAGAGAUGUUCUGCCUUGACCCCUAUGUGCUGGUUGACCGUAAAUUCCAGCCACACAAACCCUAUUAUUACAUCCCAGAUAUCACAUACGGCAAGGAGGAUGUGCAGCUCUCCUGCGUGAACGAGAUAGACAGGACGCCUCCGCCACAAGUAGAUUACAGCAAGGAGAGGAUUCCAGGCAGGGGGGUGUUUAUAAACACCAGCUCGGAAUUCCUGUUGGGAUGUGACUGUACGGAUGGAUGCAGAGACAGGUCCAAAUGUUCUUGUCACCAAUUGACCAUUGAUGCCACUCGCUGCACACCUGGGGCACAGGCUAACACAUCAGCGGGCUACACACACAAGAGACUGGAAGAAUGUCUUCCCACUGGAAUGUAUGAAUGCAACAAGAGAUGUAAAUGCAAUGUCAAUAUGUGCACUAAUCGCCUGGUACAGCACGGCCUCCAAGUGCGCCUCCAACUCUUCAAGACCCAGAACAAGGGGUGGGGGAUCCGCUGCUUGGAUGACAUUGCAAAGGGCUCCUUCGUCUGUAUCUAUGCAGGUAAGAUCCUGACUGAUGACUUUGCGGACAAAGAAGGAUUAGAGAUGGGUGAUGAAUACUUUGCCAAUUUAGACCACAUUGAAAGUGUAGAAAACUACAAAGAAGGUUACGAAAGUGAUGUCAAGUCGUCUUCUGACAGCAGUGGUGUAGACCUCAAGGAAAACAGAGAAGAGGGCUCUGGCAGUGAAGGCCAGGAGGAAUCCAUUGAGGAUAGUUCAGAUGACAAUUUUGGGAAGAACGAGGACAUUACAACCAGCUCUAUAUGGCGGAGCUAUGCAACACGGCGACAAACUAGGGGUCAAAAAGAAAACGGAACCUCAGAGACUACCUCUAAGGACUCAGCAUUAGCUAGGCAGACCAGCCAAGGAGAGAACACAGACUGCAAGCUCCCCGAGGAGACCUCUAAAAAUAAGGUGGCUACCUGGCUGAGCACCAACACCAUGAACGACAACUACAUGGACUCUGACAGCAGGUCAUCUCUUAAAAUGGGAGAUGUGCCAGAUGCAGAGAAACAGCCAAAGAAAGAGGAGCAUGGAAAGGAGACUAAGGAAUCUGACAAGUUUCCCGGGCGUGGCGAGAGCAACAGAGUGUACGGUUAUAACCCUUCCCCAGCCAAUACUCAGGGUAUGACUAGACCAAUCAGCAAAACCGCCAUGCACCAGAACAGACGCCAAUCCAACACACAGACUAAUGAUGAGGUUCUGACAUUAAGCAGCUCGGAGAGCGAGGUUGGAAAUGGGGCUAACGCCAAGAAACCUGCUGCCCAAACAAACACUAACGACAGCGAUGACAUCCAGACCAUUUCUUCUGGCUCCGAUGUAGAUGACAAGAAGAACGUCACCUCCAGCACAGGGCCUGUAAAGAGACAAGUGGCUGUAAAAUCAACCCGUGGUUUUGCCUUGAAAUCCACUUAUGGCAUUACUGUGAAGCCCAAUAUGCCGUUUGCUGAUAAAGGUGAUAGUGGACAAAGGACAACACGCCAAUUUUAUGAUGGGGAGGAAUCCUGUUACAUCAUUGAUGCCAAGUUGGAGGGAAACUUGGGACGAUACUUGAAUCAUAGCUGCAGUCCUAACCUGUUCGUCCAGAACGUGUUUGUGGAUACACAUGACCUGCGCUUCCCCUGGGUGGCUUUCUUUGCCAGCAAGAGGAUACGAGCCGGAACAGAGUUGACCUGGGACUAUAACUACGAAGUGGGAAGCGUUGAAAGCAAGAAGCUCCUGUGCUGCUGCGGAUCCACAGAAUGCAGGGGCCGCCUUCUGUAAUCCCUUCUCACCUAAUAUACAGUACUUACAGUACCCCUUCCUGGUGCUAACAAUGAGUCGUAUGCAUUCCGCAACAGUUUUCCUGAGGUGGAAGUGCUCCGGCUUUUACGUCCCUGCUCAUAAUGUCCAUUGAAAACGUCUUCUCACUGUGCCCUCCGCCCUCUCUCGUUAUAACUGUGUUCUUUCAGCUUCAUUUGUGGAGGGAGGAGAAAAUAGUUUUUUGUUUUUUUUGUAGAGUUACAUUUUAAGCUUGCUGUUUUUAAUGUUUUCAUUUUUUCAGGGUUCCCCUUCUUUUGAAAUAAUAAAACAAGUAGUUUAAUCUUUCCAGGACUGGAUUUAGCUGUAUAAAGUGUUCUGUGAGUGAAGUGUAAAAGAUAAAUGGGAUAGGCUCUUUUUUUUUGUUUUAAUUAUUAUUAUUUUUUUUUUUACCAACAUAGAUUCGUUUUACGUGUGAUAGGCUGGUUGAAGCUGACAUUCUGAAGACUGUCUUUUUGUAUGGUAUUUAUGAUGUCCCUUUAAAUGCCUGUCGCACAGUAGCCAGUUUUUUGUGAAUGCAACAUAUCCAUAACUUGGUAAUGGCAUUCAUUUUUAGUGAGGGUGCUUUCUUGUGCAUAUAGGCCCUCAUUCCGAGUUGUUCGCUCGGUAUUUUUCAUCGCAUCGCAGUGAAAAUCCGCUUAGUACGCAUGCGCAAUGUUCGCACUGCGACUGCGCCAAGUAACUUUACUAUGAAGAAAGUAUUUUUACUCACGGCUUUUUCUUCGCUCCGGCGAUCGUAAUGUGAUUGACAGGAAAUGGGUGUUACUGGGCGGAAACACGGCGUUUCAGGGGCGUGUGGCUGAAAACGCUACCGUUUCCGGAAAAAACGCAGGAGUGGCCGGAGAAACGGUGGGAGUGCCUGGGCGAACGCUGGGUGUGUUUGUGACGUCAACCAGGAACGACAAGCACUGAACUGAUCGCACAGGCAGAGUAAGUCUGGAGCUACUCUGAAACUGCUAAGUAGUUAGUAAUCGCAAUAUUGCGAAUACAUCGGUCGCAAUUUUAAGAAGCUAAGAUUCACUCCCAGUAGGCGGCGGCUUAGCGUGUGUAACUCUGCUAAAUUCGCCUUGCGACCGAUCAACUCGGAAUGAGGGCCAUAGUUUCAGGCCACAAAUUUCCUGCCAUUACUGCUUACAUGCCAUAGGUACACUUUAAUGCAGACUUAACUCUGUUAACUGGCAUUGUUUUAUUUCAAAGGUGUGUAAGGAAAUAUACUUAUACAGGUAUGGGACCUGUUGUUUGGAUGCUGGUUAGGAAAUAGGUCUGAAAAUCAACAAGAGUAUAAAACGAAUACAUAUAUUGUUCCUGUGUUAGGGGGGAUGUUUUAAGACUUGUAGAAAAAUAUAGAGGAGAGAGAGAGAACGUACCAACCAAUCAGCAUCCAACUGUCAGUUUACUGUCUGUCUGAAAAAUGACAGUAGUUGAUUGGUACUUUCUCUCUCACUCCAAGGCUAAAUACAUUUCCCCCUAUACGGAUUUCGACCCACAUACACAAGCAACAUAUUGCUGCUAUUUGCCAGUCUCUCAACGGCCAACUCGGGAAAUCAGGAUUAUUAAACAUGCUAAAAAUCCUUAUUCCCUGAUCCCAACUGAAAACGGUCUGGAUUGGCAAAUCGGGCAUUUUUAACAUAUUUAAUUUCCUUGAUUCCCCAAGGGAUUGUCGAUCAUCUAUGGUCAACUAUACUGGACAGAUCGGGAAUCUGCACUUAGUUGUAUAGGGCUAUUAGUCACAGAGGUAAUCUAUUCAAUUCAGUUCGGAUUGUGUAGUGCUGGGAAUUAGCUCCUGGUGCUAUUCAAUUCUGUACGCCGUCAUGUCGGGGAAGGCCAGUUCUCGUGGGCUAAGCAGGGUGUUAAGGUGCAAGAACGGGCAUUCUCCGUCUAAAGUGCCCGCCGCUAUGCUGUUUUGUCCGCGCUGCGACACAAAACAGCAUCGCGUACUUAAAUUUUGUCGGAUUUCUGCUUGCAUUCCCAGAGGGGUGCGAGAAGAAAUCUCCUAGUCGGGAAUGACAGCACUCUGAAUUGAAUAGCUUCUGGAGUUCCCUCCCGGUGCUAUUUAAUCCGCGCUUAAUUGAAUCAAGCCCAAUGUGGCAAAAACUUCCAUUUAGUAAGGAGAGAAAUGGCAUGCAUGGUGUUGGAAAACUGCAAGUAAAUUUUUUAAGUGAAUCCGUAUCUAUUAGGUCUGUUGCUCUUAUAUCCAGAAAGUGACAAAUCCCAAUCAUUCUGGAUGAUAAAUUGUAUGCCUGCAGUAUUAAAGAGAUUCUUAUUUGA